UGGGAAAUUGCAGAUUUGGAGAGUGUGGCACUUUAACAUUACAUAUAAAGCCCUGAAAGUUGCAGAGCUUGUAUAAACUGUUGAAAAGCGUGUCGACUCUGUUUUGAAGCUUCCAUUCAACAGGCUUGCGGGUACAUCUCUUCACAAUGGCAACAACGUGUGGCAUGGACAUAGGAAAAUUGCGUACUGCCUUUGAUAAGAUUGAUAAAGAUAAAUCUGGAAAAGUGACUUGUGAAGAACUACAGCAAGUGUUUAAAGAAUCUGGAUUAACCAUAUCUAAGGAACGUAUUCAGGACUUUGUCCAAAGUUUAGAUACUGACAAAGAUGGAAAAAUAUGUUUUGAAGAGUUCUGUACCUUAUUUAAACAGCAAAAGAAAUAAAAAAAAAAAAUUUCUGAUGAAAAGAAUCAAAUGAAGAUUAUCAAAGCAAGUGAGAAGAAGAAACGGCAAAUUACUUUCAGAAACUGAUGCAUAAAUAAAAAGAAAUCGUGCGGCAUAACAUAAUAAAAAUGUACUUCUUUAUAA
Molecule: messenger RNA, 524 nt
Organism: Protopterus annectens (West African lungfish)
Lineage: Eukaryota; Metazoa; Chordata; Ceratodontiformes; Protopteridae
Product: calmodulin-4-like
Exons: 4
Coding region: 147-380 (77 amino acids)
Molecular function (GO): calcium ion binding
Source: RefSeq, a predicted model, not a curated record